GAUUUGGAGCAGCCACGCGCGGCCCGGGCGCCCGGAGCUAUAGCAGCAGAAGCUGCCGCCGCCGCCGCCGCCGCCGCCGCGCCGGGAGCCCCAGCGCCGCGGCCGCCACCGCGGCGGGCACUCGCGUUCCGGGCGCGCACGGACCAUGGAGAGGGCGGCCCAAGGCGCAGACGGCGGCGGGGGCAGCAACAGCAGCAGCCGCAGCAGCAGCCGCGCCACCUCGGCUGGCUCCUCGCCGUCCUGCUCCCUGGCCGGCGGGGGGGUCUCCAGCCGGUCGGCGGUAGCCGGGCUCGGCGGCGGGGGCAGCCGCAGCAGCCCGGGCUCGGUGGCCGCCAGUCCGUCGGGAGGAGGCGGCCGCAGGAGGGAGCCGGCGCUCGAAGGCGUGCUCAGCAAAUACACCAACCUCCUCCAGGGCUGGCAGAACAGGUACUUUGUGCUGGAUUUUGAGGCCGGCAUCCUGCAGUAUUUUGUGAAUGAGCAGAGCAAACACCAGAAGCCUCGGGGAGCCCUGUCUCUGUCUGGAGCCAUAGUGUCCCUGAGCGACGAAGCCCCCCACAUGCUGGUGGUGUAUUCCGCUAACGGAGAGAUGUAUAAACUGAGAGCUGCUGAUGCAAAGGAGAAACAGUUUUGGGUGACUCAGCUUCGAGCCUGUUCCAAAUACCACAUGGAAACGAGUUCUAAGACGACUCCAAGUUCCCGAAGCCGCAGCCUCACUUUGCUCCCCCACGGAACGCCCAAUCCUGCGUCUCCCUGUAGCCAGAGACACCUCGGCGCGGGGGCCCCCGGUGUUGUCACAGUCACGCAUCACAAGUCGCCUGCAGCCGCCCGAAGAGCCAAGAGUCAGUAUCCCGGCCAGCUUCACGAAGUCAGAGAGAUGAUGAACCAGGUGGAAGGACAGCAGAAGAACCUCGUGCACGCCAUCGAGUCUCUGCCCGGCUCUGGCCCCCUCACCGCCUUGGACCAGGAUCUGCUGCUCCUGAAAGCUACCUCCGCCGCUACCCUCAGCUGCCUGGGGGAGUGCCUCCACUUGCUACAGCAGAGUGUGCACCGGGCGGGCCAGCCCGGCCACAAGCCGGGGGCCUCAGAGAACAUCCUGGGAUGGCACGGGCCCGAGUCACAUUCCACGGAACAGCUGAGAAACGGGACGCUUGGCUCUUUGCCCGCGGCCAGCGCCAACGUAACCUGGGCGAUUUUACCAAACUCCGCCGAAGACGAGCAGAGCCCGCAGCCAGAGCCAGAGCCAAACUCGGGCCCUGAACUGGUUUUGUCCGAAGAUGAGGACAGUGACACUGAAGACAAAGAAGAGACAGAAUUGGGUGCCAUGGAGGAUCAGCGUAGUAUAAUUCUUCAUCUCAUUUCACAGCUCAAACUGGGAAUGGAUCUGACCAAGGUGGUGCUUCCCACGUUCAUCCUGGAGAAGCGAUCCUUGCUGGAGAUGUAUGCAGACUUCAUGGCGCACCCGGACCUGCUGCUGGCCAUCACUGCCGGAGCCACGCCAGAGGAGAGAGUCAUUUGCUUUGUGGAGUAUUACCUCACAGCCUUCCAUGAGGGCCGCAAGGGGGCCUUGGCCAAGAAGCCCUAUAACCCCAUCAUCGGUGAGACGUUUCACUGCUCCUGGGAAGUCCCCAAGGACAGGGUCAAGCCAAAGAGGACUGCUCCCCACUCUCCUGCUAGCCACGAACACCCGAUGGCCGAGGACCCUUCCAAAAGCUACAAACUCAGGUUCGUGGCUGAGCAGGUGUCCCAUCACCCGCCCAUCUCCUGCUUCUACUGUGAGUGCAAGGAGAAGAGACUGUGCGUCAACACUCACAUAUGGACCAAAAGCAAGUUCAUGGGCAUGUCCGUGGGGGUCUCCAUGAUAGGGGAAGGUGUGCUGAGGCUCCUGGAACACGGGGAGGAGUACGUGUUUACCCUGCCCAGUGCCUAUGCUCGGUCUAUUCUCACCAUCCCAUGGGUGGAGCUUGGAGGGAAAGUCAGCAUCAGCUGUGCCAAGACUGGGUACUCAGCGACAGUGAUAUUCCACACAAAGCCUUUUUACGGAGGGAAAGUCCACAGGGUCACAGCAGAAGUGAAGCACAACCCAACCAACACCAUUGUUUGUAAAGCCCACGGAGAAUGGAAUGGUACCCUAGAGUUCACUUACAGCAACGGAGAAACCAGAGUCAUUGAUACGACCACACUGCCAGUGUACCCCAAGAAGAUCAGACCUCUGGAGAAGCAGGGGCCCAUGGAGUCCAGGAACCUCUGGCAGGAGGUGACCAGAUACCUGCGGCUGGGGGACAUUGAUGCUGCCACUGAGCAGAAGCGGCUCCUAGAGGAGAAGCAGCGGGUAGAGGAGCGGAAGCGGGAGAACCUGCACACACCAUGGCGGCCCAAGUAUUUUAUCCAGGAGGGUGACGGCUGGGUAUACUUCAAUCCUCUUUGGAAGGCACACUGAUGGGGUGGAGGUGCAGCUUUCAGAAAUAGCUCUGUUUUUUGUAGGAAUUAAAGUGGUUCAGUAUCAAGGU
Molecule: messenger RNA, 2507 nt
Organism: Acinonyx jubatus (cheetah)
Lineage: Eukaryota; Metazoa; Chordata; Mammalia; Carnivora; Felidae
Gene: OSBPL10
Product: oxysterol binding protein like 10
Exons: 12
Coding region: 146-2437 (763 amino acids)
Cellular component (GO): membrane; intracellular membrane-bounded organelle; cytosol
Molecular function (GO): cholesterol binding
Source: RefSeq, a predicted model, not a curated record